Messenger RNA from Lagopus muta (rock ptarmigan), 1067 nucleotides. RefSeq lists its product as uncharacterized. NCBI's taxonomy places the organism in Eukaryota, Metazoa, Chordata, Aves, Galliformes, Phasianidae. The record is from RefSeq and is a predicted model, not a curated record. The coding region runs from base 163 to 930 and encodes 255 amino acids. Gene Ontology annotation, cellular component: membrane. The transcript is spliced from 7 exons.
CAUGGCGGCGCCGGGCCGACCGUUGAGGAGCAGAGUGUGAGUGGCUGCGACGUUGCGUUGGGCCUCAGGAGAACAGUGUGUGAGUGUGUGUCGAGCAUCCUGCGUGGCCGUUGCCAGAAAGCAGCCUCCUGGAGAGCAGCAGAGCAGCAGGCUGUCUGCGCUAUGGCCACUGAGCUGCAUUUCUCGCCCCCUGAGAUCCCUGAGCCCACGCUGAUGGAGAACGUGCUGCGCUCCGGCCUCUUGUUUGGAGCCGUUCUCCAGCUUGUGUGCGUGUGGGCCAUAACCCUGCCAGUUCCCAAGUGCCCAGAGACAACCGUCGAGGAGCAGAGUGUGAGUGGCUGCGCCGUUGCGUUGGGCCUCAGGAGAACAGUGUGUGCCUGUGUCUCGAGCAUCGUGCGUGGCCGUUGCCAGAAAGCAGCCUCCUGGAGAGCAGCAGAGCAGCAGGCUGUCUGCGCUAUGGCCGCUGAGCUGCAUUUCUCGCCCCCUGAGAUCCCUGAGCCCACGCUGAUGGAGAACGUGCUGCGCUCUGGCCUCUUGUUUGGAGCUGUUUUCCAGCUUGUGUGCGUGUGGGCCAUAACCCUGCCAGUUCCCAAGUGCCCAGAGACAACCGUCGAGGAGCAGAGUGUGAGUGGCUGCGCCGUUGCGUUGGGCCUCAGGAGAACAGUGUGUGACUGUGUCUCGAGCAUCCUGCGUGGCCGUUGCCAGAAAGCAGCCUCCUGGAGAGCAGCAGAGCAGCAGGCUGUCUGCGCUAUGGCCGCUGAGCUGCAUUUCUCGCCCCCUGAGGUUCCUGAGCCCACGCUGAUGGAGAACGUGCUGCGCUCCGGCCUCUUCUUUGGAGCCGUUUUCCAGCUUGUGUGCGUGUGGGCCAUAACCUUGCCGGUUCCCAAGUGCCCAGAGACAGUAAGUAGCGCUCUGUUUGAUAGAGGUUGAUAGAAAUGCUGAGGAAAUGGGCUGGGAGGGAACCAGCUGGAGCCGUUGCCUACGGUAGUGCGCCGCGGCAUUGCUGAGAGUGCGGCAGUUUGUUCUGUGCUUCCUUGGGCGUGCGUGCUGUUCCUGGUGGCACGCAA